Molecule: messenger RNA, 2694 nt
Organism: Diachasma alloeum
Lineage: Eukaryota; Metazoa; Arthropoda; Insecta; Hymenoptera; Braconidae
Product: ATP-binding cassette sub-family G member 4
Exons: 4
Coding region: 471-2273 (600 amino acids)
Cellular component (GO): plasma membrane
Molecular function (GO): ATP hydrolysis activity; ABC-type transporter activity; ATP binding
Source: RefSeq, a predicted model, not a curated record
GAAUAUACCUACUGAGCGGAAUACGGAAAAUAACGACAGUUGAUGCCGAACCACUUAUCGGCACACAACGCACAUUUGCGCUGUCGGAUAUCGAGUGGUGGAUAGUCAAUGUUGGCGGUCAUAACGUCCUGUUAUUCGAGUUUUGGUUGAGAGGAAAAAUAGGGAUACGGACAGAGGAUAAAGCUGACCAUCAAAUGUUCUGGCGAACCUCAGGUAGAACCGAAGAAUUCCGUAAAGUUGAAAAAGUACAAACAAUUAGCAGAAGUGAGUAAGACGUCAAGUAAUUACUGAGGUUCACCUUCAGUCAGCCUCAUUAUCCCCAAAGCUAUUACCCAUCAAUCGCAAGAUGAGUGAGGGAUGAAAAACCGAGUCCUUGAAACACAUCAAUUAAAAGACAUUUAUAAAACGACGGAGAACGUCUGAAGCGUAAUUUCCUCACUCAAAGACGACUCAUAGAUCCUUGAGCCGCAAUGUAUCAGCGAACGGUUCAGAUUAAUCUCCCAAAAGCGCAUACCAUUGACGUAGAGUUCAAGGAUGUCAUCUGGGAAGUGCGAACCGGUUUCCGUAAACCAAAGAAACCAGUACUGAAAGGUGUCAGUGGUUGCUUCAAAUCUGGGGAACUCACGGCGAUUAUGGGACCGUCGGGAGCUGGAAAGUCUUCCUUGCUCAAUCUUUUGACUGGUUUCCACGAGACCGGCUCCACAGGGACAAUUGAGUACGUAACCAGUACCGGCAAGCAGAACUACAAAGACUACAGGAAGGCGUGCUGCUACAUCCAGCAAGACGACCAGCUCCACGGUCUCUUCACGACGUUAGAAGCCAUGAGGAUGGCGGCCGACCUGAAGCUCGGCAACAGCCUGAGUCAGAAGUCCAAGGACCUGCUGAUUGACGACAUCCUGGAGACCCUGGACCUCAUAAAGACCAAGGAGACCCGCUGCGACAGGCUGUCCGGCGGCCAGAGGAAGCGAUUCUCCAUCGCCCUGGAGCUAAUCGACAAUCCUCCGGUGAUGUUUCUGGACGAGCCGACCACCGGUCUCGACUCAUCCUCGACCCUGCAGUGCAUCGCGAUGCUGCAGCACCUUGCACGAGGCGGCAGAACGAUCGUCUGCACAAUCCACCAGCCGUCGGCGGCCAUCUACGAGAUGUUCGAUCACAUCUACCUCGUGGCCGACGGCCACUGCAUGUUCCAAGGAUCCCCCGCCAACACAGUCCCCUACUUCGGCAGCAUCGGCCUUCAUUGUCCAAAAUACCACAAUCCCGCUGACUACAUGAUCGAAGUUGUCAGCAAGGAGUACGGAAACUUCAGCGAACAACUGAUAGCCGCAGCCUCAGGGACCAAAUCCUGGAGAUCUGGCUACAUAAAGAAAGCUUUCCUCGUCACCAGCUUCUCCCGAAAGAACAUCGAGCAGAAAGCUGUGGUAAUAGUCACUCCCCCCUCCGAGUGCCUCAGGUUCUCAGUCCUCUUCAGAAGGUGUAUAAUACAGCUGUACCGAGACUGGACAGUCACCCAUCUUAAGAUAGUCCUUCAUUUAUUGGUCGGAGUUCUUCUCGGGCUGUUCUACGCUGACGCCGGGGCCAAUGGCUCUAAGACCGUCAACAACUGCGGCUUUCUCAUGGUGACCGUCGUUUAUCUGUGCUACACUAGCAUGAUGCCGGCUGUUCUCAGGUUUCCGUCGGAAUUGCCUGUCGUUAAGAAGGAAAAGUUCAAUAAUUGGUAUCAAUUGAGGACCUACUACAUGGCGCAUCUCAUUGCUAAUCUUCCCGUUCAGAUGCUCUUCGCUUUCGUCUACUCAUCGGUCUCCUACUUCAUGAGCUCACAGCCUCAGGACUGGAGCAGGUUCUUCAUGUUUCUGAUGAGCGCCACGUCGACGACCAUCAUCUCCGAGAGCUUUGGCCUGCUCCUCGGGACCACCCUCAACCCCAUCAAUGGCACCUUCUUAGGGGCCAUCGCCUGUUGCAUGUUGCUGCUCUUCGCUGGAUUCUUUGUAUUCUUCAAGCACAUGCCUGCCUUCAUGUAUUAUGUCACCUAUCUGAGCUACAUGAGGUACGCCUUGGAGGCACUGGUACAAUCGAUCUAUGGGUAUGAUCGAGAGAAAUUGCCGUGUCCUGAGGAGGAACUCUACUGUCAUUAUCGGGCCCCCAGGACCAUUCUUGAGGAGCUUGACAUGAAGGACGUCAACUUUUGGCUGAACAUUGGAAUUCUUGCGGCUAAUUGCGUGGUUCUCAGGGUGGUUGGGUACUGCACCCUCAGGAGGAAGAUAGCCGCUUCGUGAAGGAAGAUCUGAGUCUCUUCUUCGGACCCAGGAUCAUUGAAAGCCCCCACAUCACAUUAGUGAAGCAUUCCAUAUGCGGAAGUCACAUUACCGAGAUAAGCCAAUGAGGAGAACGAAAACUUCUGGUUGUGGUUCUGAUUCUAUUCAUUGUUCUAAUUGCGAUGAUGGAAGUGUAAACAGGUUCAGCAGUUUUUGUGCUGGUGUAAUGGGACCUGGAGACUUCCAGAUCCAAGGGAGCUGUGGUUGACUAGUUGUUUUCUUGAUUAUGAGUGGUUCCCGGUGUCGAACGCUUAUUCAGAGAUUCUAGUGAUGUUUUUUAUAGUCAGAAAUUGUUUCAAGGAGAAUUUAAUGAUAGUUUAGGAUGUAAUUGCAUUGUUGUACAUAGUUUCGUGCUUAUUGAAUUAAAUUGAAUGAUUUUUGA